This is a messenger RNA of Mycena indigotica, 1953 nucleotides long. RefSeq names its product NACHT domain-containing protein. The record is from RefSeq and is a predicted model, not a curated record. Lineage: Eukaryota; Fungi; Basidiomycota; Agaricomycetes; Agaricales; Mycenaceae. Bases 1 to 1953 code for a protein of 650 amino acids. The transcript has 2 exons.
AUGUCCUGGUUUGGGAAAACUUUCGACUCGACAUUUUCGCGGUCUGAAGUUGAGGCCGCGUUGUCUUUCGCGGUCAAAGAUGUACUCCAAGACCUCGGGCCCUUCGUCAAUUACACCGAAGCUUUGACGAUUAGUGAUGCUCCCCGUCUUGAGCAGGCGGAGCGGCUCUUCGACUAUCUCAACAGAAAUUCACUCAACGGCCCACUAAUCCACGCCUUCCAAAUUGCCGUUGUCCGAAGGGCGAGUAUCGAAUACAUGCUUUGCCAAGAUCUCAAGCAACACCAUGGCGUGGACCCGGGCCCGCAUGAUGUCCACAGCCCCUCAGUCGACCCAGCCUCCCUUUUAACAAAGGCAGCAACGUCUGGAGACCGUACUGUCCCCAUUCCGGCGGAUUUUCAGCGAGAGACAUGUCAUCCUAGAACGCGCAACAAUAUCCUUAAUGAUUUGCUCGCUUGGGCCACCACUCACUCUGACCAAUCGGCGCUUUGUUUGCUCUAUGGCCCUCCUCGCACCGGAAAAUCGACAGUCAUGCAAACACUUGCAUUCCGGUUGCGCAACGUGGACCACUUAGCUGGCGCAUUCUUCUUCGACCGUGACGACCCAGACUGGCGCAAUCCCAAUGGCCUCUUUGUUGCUUUGGCAUUCCAGCUUGCCCAUGCAGAUGCCGAAUGUCGGAGGCUAAUUUUCCGAGCGCUCCGGAAAGAGCCGGCUCUCGUUGAUUCCACUACAUCAUGGAGCGAGCAGUUGCGAAAGCUUAUUGUCGAGCCUUGUCUAGAGCGCAACAGUCGCGCCCCAUUAGCUUUUCUCAUCGAUGGGUUGAACGAAUGUGAAGACCCAGAAGAUCAAGAACUUAUUGUGUCGCUGCUGAAGGAUGCGGUGGAAGAGAUUGGCGGACCGGCUCCAUUUAGGUUUCUUGUGUCGAGCCGUCCGACCCUUCAUGUGGAACAAUUGAAGGAUGAUGGCAAGCUUUUCUCCGCCUCCAUGCAACACUCCUCUGACGACAUUCACGGAUACCUAUCACAUGAAAUAUCUCGUGUGUUUCAGGCGCACCCAAGCAUGGCUACCAACCGUUAUUAUACCUGGCCGCAACCUCUACCAGUAGUACCCAGCACGCAUCUAGACUUCUUCGUCUCCACCUCAUCAGGAAUUUUCGAGCAUGCUGAACGGAUUAUCGAGUUCAUCGGCAACUCUGACGAGAAUCCUAUCGAACGACUAAAUCUCAUCCAACGUCUGUCAACAACAGCCCCCCGCGACCCGCGCCAUACUGCACUACAGGCACUGGACCAGCUGUUUCGCCAUAUAUUUGAUGAUGUGUCCUCCGAUGAGCGCGGAAUAAUGCUGGAAAUACUCUGCGUCAUUCUGAAUAUGGUCCCACUUUCAGAGCUGUGUCGAAAAGCACCCCAUAUCUCGCUUGACCAAGUUCUCAGCAGACGCGACGGUAUACAGAGCUUGGGUCUUCAGCUUUCCGCGCUGGAUGGACCGGAGUCUGAUGAUCGCUGGGAAACGCUGUCGAGCGACGAGGAGGAAGCUGAUGGUGGCGGCGACAUCCGUUUCCCUGAAGCGAAUAUCGACGGUAUGGAUCGCCCGACGCGUCUCAUUCCCACCGCGAUGGGAGGCGAACUUUACUCGGAUCGGUCACCCUUUUACGACGAGCCAGCAGCUCUGUCUGCAUCGCCCACGUCCUACAAUACGACCACUUCUCCGCCGCCCACUGGCAGAACUCCCGCUGGUUAUCGCAGACGACAGGGCUUCUCGGAGGACAGCCCAUUCGCAAAUCUCUUCCCGGUUGCAGAGCAUGAGAGCAACUAUACGUUGGAAAGCUCUGGUUCUAUGUCAGCAGAACGAAACCGCUCCUCGACCGCUGGUCCAUCCUUUCCGCAACCCGACUAUGGUGCCCCUUCAUUCCCCGAGCCCGUUCCCUAUAUGCCCCAAGGAUACUUUGAAACCUGGUGA